Messenger RNA from Dichomitus squalens LYAD-421 SS1, 2121 nucleotides. RefSeq names its product carboxylesterase from carbohydrate esterase. The transcript is spliced from 8 exons. Bases 1 to 2031 code for a protein of 676 amino acids. Lineage: Eukaryota; Fungi; Basidiomycota; Agaricomycetes; Polyporales; Polyporaceae. The record is from RefSeq and is a predicted model, not a curated record.
AUGGGGAGAGUCGGUGCCGCGCUUGCGAGGCUCGUUGUGCGUCUCCUGGCGUUGCUUUUGGUCUGUCAGGCUGGUCUUGCUAUAACGUCGUCAUCGUCGUUUGGAAGUGACAUCACUUUGCUAUACAAUAAUGACCUGAACGUCAAUGAACAAUCAACCCACCACGGCGCUCUCUUGCUUUCAACUCCACACCUCCACCCCGACGCGUCGCGUGCCUGCGCAGCCCUUGGGGAGACCUUGCUGCCGGUCAACAAGACGUUCUUUGCGACUGACUUGGCGCAUCUGCUCCAGUACCAAGUCUUCCAGAAGCACUUCCCUCCCACCCAGCAGUUCUGGGUAGCCGGCUCGGGACCCUUCUGCCAGAUCGUCGAUGCUAAGGGCGCCGUUAGCCUUUCGCUGACGUGUCUGCGAGAGCUGCCUGUGCUGUGCUCCCAGAGUGCUGGCUUCCAAGCACCAGCCCAGCCCGGGACCUCGCUCACGGUGAAGUCUCAGGACCUGACGAUCGUCGGAUUUCGGGAUCAAACGACGUUCAAGUUCUAUGGCAUUCCAUAUGCCGACCCUCCGGGCCGGUGGGAGUACCCUACUGCAUACACCGGCAACAGGACCAUCGAUGCGCGCAACUACGCUCCUGCGUGUUUCGGGUCAGGCUUGAACCCCAGCAGCGAGGACUGUCUCCACUUGAACAUCUGGACGCCCUUUAUUCCAUCGCCAGACACGAAGACGCGUCUGAAGGCAGUGAUGUUCUGGAUCCACGGCGGCGCAUUCACGGGUGGAUCAGGAAGCCAGUCGCUGUACGAUGGGGGCGCACUCGCGUCUCGUGGCGAUGUCGUCGUCGUCGGAAUUGACUACCGCCUUUCCACUCUCGGAUUCCUCGCACUCGAUGAUGGCAAGACAAACGGGAACUUUGGUAUCGCGGAUCAGCGCGAGCACAUUGCUGCAUUCGCGGGGACAAGGACCGCAUCACGAUUUUCGGUCCAGUCCGCGGGAGCUGCGUCCGUUCGUGCGCUCAUGGGCUCUCCGAAGGCGAUGGGCAAGUACGCUGCAGCUAUCCCGAUGAGCAACCUCGCGGGCGCGAACUAUGCCACGACGUACUCUUUGUACUAUACCAUCCCCGAGGAAGUCUCGCUUAUCGCGGAUCCGAUCAUCUCGGCGGCCAAUUGCAGCGACGCGAGUGAUGUCCUGGGUUGCCUCAGGGCCCUUGACGUCGACACGCUUUUCCGUCUUGGGACUGUUGCUAGGUACCUCGUCGUGGAUGGUACAUACAUCGUCCAUCGCCAGCUUCCUGUCGACGGCUCUGGGGAGGUUGCCAACGUCCACACCAUGAUGGGCUUCAUGCGCGACGACGGGGCAGGGUUCAUUGGUUACCCGACCAGCGGAAACCUGACCGAGGCAUUGAUUGCCGCGUCUCUGAACACCAGUAUCGCCGACAACGCGCUGUUCCCAGAGCCGUCUGGCCCCAAUGUAACGCUGAAUGUCUACAACGUGACUGCUGGUGCUACGACGGAUGUUGAGUUCCGCUGUCUGGACGAGGCGACGGCGUUCUCCGUGGUCACUCACGAAUUGUUCAAGAGUGUGUGGUUCUACGAGUUCAACAGAAGUUACGAGCCACCCGGGCAUGAUCCUAACUGGCCCACUUGCGAACCGCCCGUCACCCCGGAGCAUCCGUUCGGAGACACUUCUGCCGAGUACUUCAAGUGCCACUCCGGCGAGCUGUACUACGUGUUCGCUUCGCUCCCUGUGAACCUGCCGUACCGUGACGAUCAGGACCUGCCAUUCACACAGCGGAUAGUAGACAUCUGGUCGUCCUUCGCGCGGACGUUCAACCCGAACCCCGACCCUGGGUUCCUUGCUGCCCGCGGCUUCACGAGCACGGCGCAGCAGUUGGCGGCCCAACCAAAGUGGGAGCCGGUGACGAAGGCUAAUUUGCAUGGGAAGCCGGUGCAGCAGCUACAAUGGGAGAGCAUGAUGGUGCCGUUUGGACAGCAGGAGCAGUGCGAUUUCUUGGGCUUCCCGCUGACAUAUUAUGGGUAAAGUGAUGAUCACGUCGGGGUGCAUGUAGUCUUGGGAAAGUGGACGGAACGAUGUGGUGGAGUCUGUAUACGGUGGUAUAUUCUAGUCCGG